Molecule: messenger RNA, 738 nt
Organism: Oncorhynchus gorbuscha (pink salmon)
Lineage: Eukaryota; Metazoa; Chordata; Actinopteri; Salmoniformes; Salmonidae
Product: cytochrome c oxidase assembly factor 3 homolog, mitochondrial
Exons: 2
Coding region: 48-326 (92 amino acids)
Biological process (GO): mitochondrial respiratory chain complex IV assembly
Cellular component (GO): mitochondrial inner membrane
Source: RefSeq, a predicted model, not a curated record
UAAAACAAAACGUACGUCACUUCUAUCAGACACAUAACAACACUGAAAUGGCGGCUGAAGGAGAUGGAGAUAUCGCUUCAAAGGAGCAACUUACAGCGGCACAGAAGCAACUUCUCAGCAAAAGACAAGAUCUCGACUAUUGGAAGAAAAACGCGCUAAAAAUACGUAGUCGCAACCGCAUAACUGGACUAGCUAUCGGGGCGUUUGUCAUCGGCAUGUUCAGCUACACGAUCCUCUCAGUGAAGCAGGAGAGGAUCAUGGAGGACAUUGAUAACGAGGCAAAGAUCAAUUACAUCAGAGGCCCCAGGACCGGGACCAACUCUUAGGGAUGUUCCCAGCUCCCUCACCUGCACAGGAGCUGAGCUCACACUGGACUGGACUGUCAAUCUGCCAUAAGCAACUGUGCCCAAAAGAUACACACUUGUUUUUGAAAGGUGGAGGCUCCCAUCAAUUUCUGUUAUUUCAAUAUGCAUUGUAGAGAUCGAUGUAACCUCGCACAUGCUCUAGACCUGGAUACCCUGCAAACUGGUUUCUGAAUAUAAUAUAACUUGUUAUAUAAUAAGAGGUUGUUUAAGAAUAUUACAUGGUUUGUGUCUUGUGCAACUAAUUGGCCUCGUAAUAUAGGAGAAAGCUUACGUGUUGGGCUAUUCCAUGAUAUUCGGAUGUUGUUAUAGAAUGAAAUAAAACGUAAAGCUGCAAUCAGAUGAUUAUUGUGUAAUAAAUGAUUCACUUACUUGA